AUGGAAUACAAUAUUCCAACAAUUUUUGAGCCAGUUCCUCAGGCUGAACUUGGAAAGCUAAGUUCAUUGCAACCUGACAAAGGAAAGGUUGCCAUUCAUGUUGAUUGCAGUCCAACCGCAGCACCAAUGUUUGAGGGCAGAGGGGGUGAGGAGUUGUCCACGGAACUCUCAGUUGCUCUUCAGCAUUGUCUCUUGGAUGCUAAAAGCCUAAAAGUGGAGCUGUCUAGAGAGCUGACUGUUAACAGGAAAGGGCAUAUUUGUGGGCUGACUAAACGAGGUGGUGCAGGCCUGGAUCCAAGCGUCAUUCUUGAUAUGAUGUCUGUGGUAGAACAUGUAAGUGAGCAGCUAAUAAACAAAUUGGAUUCUGAGAUAGCUGCUGCUGAAGCUGGGGAAGAAGAAUCAUGA
This is a messenger RNA of Quercus lobata, 405 nucleotides long. Its product is annotated as exosome complex exonuclease RRP42-like. NCBI's taxonomy places the organism in Eukaryota, Viridiplantae, Streptophyta, Magnoliopsida, Fagales, Fagaceae. Gene Ontology annotation, biological process: exonucleolytic trimming to generate mature 3'-end of 5.8S rRNA from tricistronic rRNA transcript (SSU-rRNA, 5.8S rRNA, LSU-rRNA); U4 snRNA 3'-end processing; U5 snRNA 3'-end processing. Bases 1 to 405 code for a protein of 134 amino acids. The record is from RefSeq and is a predicted model, not a curated record. Gene Ontology annotation, cellular component: cytoplasmic exosome (RNase complex); nuclear exosome (RNase complex). Gene Ontology annotation, molecular function: mRNA 3'-UTR AU-rich region binding. The transcript has 5 exons.